Molecule: messenger RNA, 5315 nt
Organism: Lampris incognitus (smalleye Pacific opah)
Lineage: Eukaryota; Metazoa; Chordata; Actinopteri; Lampriformes; Lampridae
Gene: dusp3a
Product: dual specificity phosphatase 3a
Exons: 3
Coding region: 300-941 (213 amino acids)
Biological process (GO): negative regulation of MAPK cascade; protein dephosphorylation
Cellular component (GO): cytoplasm
Molecular function (GO): MAP kinase phosphatase activity; protein tyrosine/serine/threonine phosphatase activity
Source: RefSeq, a predicted model, not a curated record
CUGUCACCGGGGCAACGGACUGGCAGCCGGCGGGAGAACCGGGGUGUGUCCGCUGGCCAACGGAGCGGCGUGUGUUUCAGCAGCAGACCGCGCGCGCACGGGUGUGUGAGGAGAAGAUGCCGCAAAACCAGAAAGUGGCUCGGCUCAAGCAGUAACCUGACACUUGUUUGUGCCGGGGAAGAAAGAGAGAGAGAGAGAGAGAGAGAGAGAGAGAGAGAGAGAGAGAGAGAGAGCGAGAGCGAGAGCGAGAGAGAGAGAGAGAGAAAGAGAAAGAGAGAGAGAGAAAAAGCCCUGGAAGCAUGAAGAAACACCAGAGUCCUGCCAAGCAGCAGCAACCGCCGGCCGACGUCCCCGUCCGCUCGGACGACGAGGUUACGGUGCAACAACUGAACGAGCUUUUGUCCAACGGCAGCGGAUUUUACAGUUUACCGACGCAGCAUUUCAACGAGGUCUUCCCCAGAGUGUACGUCGGUAACGCGUUCGUGGCCCAGAAUGUAAUGCGCCUGCAGAAGCUCGGAGUGACGCACAUCCUCAACGCUGCGGAGGGAAACUCCUUCAUGCACGUCAACACCAACGCAGAGUUUUACUCUGGCACGGGCAUCACGUACCACGGCAUCCCGGCCAACGACACCGAGCAGUUCAACCUCAGUGCCUACUUCGAGGAGGGUGCUGAUUUCAUCGACAAGGCCCUGGCGCACAAUAAUGGAAAAGGGAAGGUGUAUGUACACUGCAGAGAAGGUUACAGUCGUUCGCCCACCAUGGUUGUUGCUUACCUCAUGCUGCGCCACAGAAUGGACGCCCGGGUUGCGGUGGCCACUGUGAGGCAUAAGAGGGAGAUCGGUCCCAAUGACGGCUUCCUCCGCCAGCUGUGUCAGCUCAGUGAGAAGCUAGCAAAGGAAGGAAAGCUGAAUGGGGAGGUGGGCAAACUAAAGACCAAAUAAAUACAGAAGAGACAAAGAGAGAGAAUAAGAGACCCUAUACCCUUUCUCCUCCCGUCAUGCCUUUCACAAGUUUCAGCUGCUCCUUUGAGGCUGGCCCCAUGCCCACCAAACCAGCACAGUGUUCCCCCCCCCCCAUCUGAUAAGCCAGUACAAACAGAGGUGUACUGGAACACAUACACAGUUGUUGUAUAAAAAAUUUAUAAUUUCUUUCUCGUGCACACAUUAACUCAUGUACGUGCAUGCAUACACUCUGCUCAUGUACAAUAGAUACAUACCCUUAAUUCCAAUCUCUCACUUUUGCUGUUAAAGUGUACAUGGGAGCGUGAUUUCUGUGCCCCGCCCCCUUUUCUAACUCCACUCGACACAGACAUAGACAUCCCACUGCUAGUGACCCAAAUGGUCCAAAUUAUCAUCCUUCUCAUUUGAGUCUUGAACUACUUAUAAAACAUUCCCUCAAUUCCCAGAGGUUGGCAAGUUGAAUUCCCAUGCUCCACUUUUGGGCGUGUGAGUCCUAAACGAGUGUUACAAAACAGUAGAUGAUAGCACAAUCAUUCCAUAGUUUCAUACUGCUGGGAUUGUUAUAUUGAAACAGUAUUGUCAUCGCCAGCAGAACUGCACCCUAACACAGAUAUUAGAAUAACACAGAUAUUCUGUUUUAAGUAAUAUUUAUUGAAAUCCUUGAUUCACUUUAUACAUACGGCAAGGACACAAACAUUCCAUGAAAACAGAAAAGAUGGAAUCACACAGAAAGUCUACUUACAUCGUAAGUAUCCUUCAUCCUAUAUCUUCCGGCUGCAGGGGCAGAUAUUGUAUGCACAAACAAGCUGCAACUUGUGCAUGCCUGCUGCAGCCGAGUACAAGUUGUUGAUAUGAAGCAUUGCCAUUGCCACUCGUGACCCUCACCUAAUCUUAGCAGUUGAAUGCAUUACUAGGGAGGGGUACCAUCCAUUUUCUAUACAAAGAAAGGCACGCUUGUCACGUACAUCAGACUUGUCCACUGCCAAUUCCAUCACACAGCCACGUAGCCAGUAUCCAGUACCGAUGUUUAAACAAAACGCUCACGAUUUGUAUGAGGCCCAUACACAACGUGUCACUUGCGUCAGUCCCAAGUGUGUGUACAAGAUUGGUAUACAAUGCUUGGCUUUAUGCAACCACCGCAUCAAAUCACACAGCCUUUUUGUUUUUCUGUACUAGUGCAUUGCAAUAUAUGUCAAUACCACAUCAGCCCAAUAAAAUGUAAUCACAUUUGAAUAUAACAAUGUUGUGUUUCCCAUAGUACACCAUAGGACUGUGGUUGUCACAUACAGAUAUUAGUUCACUUACAAUAAUUAUGUGGCAACUUCAUAAAUGUUAUUGGGCAUAAUACUAUAGACCAUACUAAGGAGAGCAUGAACAGUGUAUUUACACCUCAUACAAGUUCACUUUAGACCCCUUGAAGGUUCAAGUCCCAAGUAUCCAGCUGUAGGCCGGAUUAUUUGGCUAAUGUAACCAUUCACCCUGUAACAAGGCAUGUGAAAAUGGAUAGAUGGAAAGAGUAUAAGAGAAAGCUUGUGAAAAAGCAGGAGAGGGAGAGAGAAAAUGAGAUCAUUAUAGCUGGAUGACCACCAGCAUCACUUAAAGGUUGCACACUGUACACAACAACGAGCUCACCCAUUAUGUCUAGAUAUCAAAUUACACAGCGCUCAUAAAUAUAUAGCCAAGAGCGUGUUAGAUAGGGAUAUUCAGUCUCAUUUUCUACUGAAAGGAGAAAAAAACCCCACUUUAACUCACUCAUCUGUCUCAUUAACCACACUAUUUAUUCCUCCUUUGAUAUAUCUAUAUACAUAUGAAUAUAUCCGAGUAUAUAUACAUAUUUAAGUGUUGACAUAUAUGAAUGUAUGAGCAAUGUGUCUAUAAUAUGUAGGUGUCGUUAGUACACGUCUUGGUCCGUAUAUAUCAGCCAUAUUAUAUUUGUAUAUGACCUCAUGGGAUGACUGACGUUCACCUGUCUCUUAUGCUGUGUGUUCAUGUACAUUAAUAUGCUAAGAGGUCCAUUUGAACGCUUCUUCUUCUCAUCUGCAGUAGCCUGGAUAUGAUCAUAUCCUAAUUAUGAAAAGUCCCAAUACGAUAGCAGGAAUAUGACUGUGUUAGCCGGGAUGCCAAGGCAUGCCAACAUCUGAUUUCAUAAACUGGGAUAUGAAUUAGGAGCCGGGACAUUGUGUGCUUGUAAUCACCCUCAUGGUUAUUCUCAAGUCAGUCCAUCGCCUGCUGUUUUUGUGUUAAAUACACUUGUUUCACAUUUAUUUGUACUCUUUUUUUUUGUUUGCUUGUUUUUCUUUCUUUCUUCCAUCAAUAUUGCCCUUCAGUUACUGCUUACUGUGUGUUCAUAAAGGACUCGAGUUUUUGCACGUGAACUGCUGACAUCAGCGUCUGGGCUUAUGGAGUGGAAUGCACUGAUUUUCUGGUUCAGUUGUGAUUUAUUUGAGACCUUUUUUUUGUAACUGUGUUUUUGGUUUCCUAAGAGUAUCACAUGAUAACCUGUGCACACCACCUCAUCACAAACCAAACACCACACUACGCCGCACAACAGUAGCAUUCCUCUAACGUAACUUUUAUAGAGCCAAUGAAAAAGGUGUAUCCAUGCACGGUAUCUGCAACAAAUAUACAUUCCUGCUUAACAGAAUUAUAGAUAACACUAAGGACACAGUUAAGGUACGGAGGGGGAGAGAGAAGGCUAUAACAACCUCUGUGCAGUCAUACAAAUGCAGCGUGACUGUCUGUGCCAAGUGACCUAUUGUGUAAAAGCCGUUUACAAAAGUUUAUGACUGGCUUUGCUGUUACACAGACAGACUUUUCUCGUUCCAGUUUCCGCAUGAAUACACACAGAGCAACAACCUCGCUCUCUGCUCAGUUCACUUCAGUGUUCGGUUUGAUGAAAAGCCAUUUUUACUGGCUACAACAACCUUAUUGCUGUUGCUGUUGACACAUUAUGGAUGGUUUUCGCUUGUGCUAAGCUCAAAGUAGUUCCUCCCUCGACUGGCGCCAAAAACAGACGAAGCGACUGCACAUGUAUCGGAGGAGCCAUGUGGUAGUCUGCAGCCCUCCCCGGAUCGGCAGAGGGGGUGGAGCAGCGACCGGGACGGCUCCGAAUAGAGGGGUAAUUGGCUGGAUACAAUUGGGGAGAAAAAUGCCCCCCCUCCUCCAAAAAAAACAAAAACAAAAACAGACGAAGCCAGUUCAGACAGUCGUAGCCGUGGAGGAGGCAUCUGAUCUGCAUUUACCGGAAACUGAUUGUGAAAUCGGAAACGCAGUUUUAAAACGAUCACCAUGCAGAUGCUGUGCUGCAGAUCAAGCAUUAUAAGGUUGUAAGGUUCCAGACAAUGGCUGCUUCUGUAUGACAGUCUUAUCCAACACCAAUUUAUGCAUUGAGUAACAGAUGAACACUGCCACCUGCUGUUUGAUAGCUCCAAUAGUUUGCACAAGCGGUUUAUCUAUGUACAUAUGUAUUUAUUUAUUUAACUGCCUUUUAAUAUUUAUAAUGUUGAUUAGUUACGGCAUCCUAAAUAUCUUCAGCAAUACUGAAAUUUAUAUUUUGUGGUUGGCGCCACAAAGCCCCCCCCCCCCCCGCCAUGUGUGAAACACUAAUAUGUAAUAUCAGUACUAAUUCUGUCAGUUUUCUUUGUUGAACAUGGUACCAGUGUCCUAUUGUGGGUCAUGCUCAUGGCACAGUAUGUGAUGUAUUGUUGAGAAUGUUAAACAUAAUCUGCCAUUAAUGUAUUUUGUUAUAAAUAUAUAUUCUGAGUAUGUAAUGUGCACUAAGGCUAUUGUGAAUUGCUGCCUUUCUACUGUCAUAACCCGCUACUAUAUAAAUACAGUAUUGUCUGAUAUCAGACCCAAAAGUUACGUGUAAAAAUGACAAAAUGAGACAUUCCUCUUAAUUUUAUUUUCUUCCAAAUGUUGUUUGGUUAAUGUUGGUUCAGAUUCGUCCUGUUCCAGGGACUUAAAUGUCUGCUGUGGCUGAUAAUGUUGCUGUACUUAUUAUAGAGGAUGAUCUUUUUCCUCAUUUUUGGGGAAACCUGACAGGUGUCAACCAUGGGAGUGUAACUAUAACCACAUUUUACUAUUUCACCAGCAGUCAUGUUUUUGUUAUGUCGUUUGUCGAUGAUUCUCCUACAAUGGUCGUCAAACCUGGUUUGAAACCGGUGUUGCAAAGUAUUUGUUAAAAUGAAACCAGGUGUUUUUUUCCCCAUAGGAGGUGUUCAUGACAAUGCAGACAAUGUCAGGUAAGUCAUUAGUCGCAUAAAAUCUGUUAAAUUGGCUUGCAAACAGCUUUCUGUGAUUAACUUAACUUUCUGGCACUCAUUGUAUUGCCCCAUGUGGCAAACUGGUACCACA